GCUGCGUCUGUGUCUAGAGGGAACUGUCCAUCUUCAAUCGCGCUACAGAUGGAGUUUUCCUUAUCGCUCAAAGCCAAGCGAUUACAACUUUCAGAUGUUCGUUUGAAUAUAUAACCCUUCUUGCUUACUCUAAACAGCAAAUGGGUGAAACAAUUUUAUAUAAUUCACUAAAGGUACCCUUGUACAUGUCUUCCUGAUGAUUCCGACGCCUCCUUCCCCGCUCAUGAUCUCCACAAGUUCUACAAAGGCAAAGGAGUCGUAUGUUUUCAAACCUUUGUGUGUUUAUUCCUGCAACAUUUUAGAGCAAUAAUAUUUUUCUGAAAAAAAAAACCUUCGAAAUGCUCAACAACCCUUGUGAUACUAGGUAGCAAUGUUCAAAACAGCAAAACAAAAAAACUAGCGAACAAGUAAUGCAGCAGCGCCACAAUUAUGUCACAAACAGAAAACCACUCUAGAAGAUAGGAGCCAGCUACAAAAACAGAAACCUUUAGAGGAUCAUCAGACGUUUGACAACGCAACUUUUUGAGAAACUAGGGUCAUCAGAGGUUUGAUGACACAACUUUUUGAGAAACUCAAGGUCCCUUUGCCACGCAUCAUUCAAAUGCAGAUCCCCUCGAGAUAGGUGGUAUGCAAAAGACAGACAGCCCAGGGAAGAAAAAAACACAGAGGACAGGUUUAUAUGACCCAUCCUCAGCACUGUUCUCUUCGACAAAACCUGCCCUCGUCCAAAGGUGUGAAAGGCGGUUGGUAAAAGUCAAGGUAGCCAAGAGGAGAGGAGAACUCUUCGCGGCCACCCUCAUUUCAAGGUCUCACUGAGAGAUAGACAAACUCUGUUUGGAAGUUGUAAUCUUCCCCUUUGCCCAAAGUUGCACCACUACCUAUUCCAAAGGUACAUUGGACAUAAUACCUGCACUUACCUGGCAUAGUGCUUAUGAAGAUUUCCACCCUCUCUGUGCACUUACCUGGAUGUGCCUCCUCAUUUCCAUCCUUUCAUCAGAUAUCAAUUCGUACAGGACACAUUUUGGUGAUAAGCCAAAAACUAUUAACACAGCGACCAAGCAAGCACGAGAGAGAGAGAGAGAGAGAGAGAGAGAGAGAGAGAGAGAGAGAGAGAGAGAGAGAGAGAGAGAGAGAUGGGAAUUCUCCAACCUCUCACAAUCUUCUCCCGAGGAUUACAAGCCCUCCCCCACACCAUCAAGAGGCCCACUUCAGCAUGCCUCCUCCAACAUUGAAAAUGCCACUUCAACACACCUCCUUCGACAUUGACGGCGUGUCCCACUUGGACAUUCAUGAACUUCCUAACAGGCUAAGGUAGGUUUGCCUCACAUUUCCCAAGUGCCAUUGACAAUACACUCAUCUCCCUAAACAUGAACUAUCCAUCAAUCGUUCCUGACAGGCUAGGUUUGCCUCACAAUCUUCUAUCGAGGCUUAAAAGUUAGAAGUGCAUCCUAAUCAUUUACUGACCUGGGUUAGGCUGACGGAGCGGGCCUGACAGACCGGGCCAGACAAACCGGGGGGGUGUCCGUCCGGCAAACCAGACGAGCCAAAAAAUGUCGGAGGAUUUUUUUUUUCUUUUUUCUUUUGAAGAUGGGGUUGGACUGCGCUCGCUGAGAGGAGCCCAAAUCCACAGAGAAACUUGUGAAAGACAUGUGUUGGGGGGGUGGCCGGGGGGGGGGAAGGAGUUUGAGGGGAGGAGGGAGGUGGGGGGUUGUCAACUUUUUAGAAGGGUGUGUUUCAGCAGCCAGUCCGCUGAGGGGAGGGGUUAGAAGAGGAGGAGGAGGAAGAAGAAGAAGAAGACGAAGAAAAAGAAGCAGCAGAAGAAGAAAAAACAAACUAAGAACGACGAGGAGGACAAGACAGAAGGAGGAGGAGGCCGAGGAGGAGGAGGAGGAGGUGGAGGACCUACUGGUGGUGUAUGUGGAUGACGGAAAAAGAAAGACAACGAGGAGGAGGAAGAGGAGGAGAGAAGGAGAAGAAUUAGUAGGUGGAGGAGGAGGAGGAGAGAAGAUGAAGACGAGAGGAGGAGGAGCAGCAGUAGGAGGAGGAGGAGAGAAGAAGAAGAAGACGAGAGGAGGAUAAGGAGCAAGAGGAGGACUUGCCGGUAGUGUAUGUGGAUGACAAAAAAUAAAAAAAAGAUGACGAGGAAGGAGGUCGAGGAGGAGGAGGUGGAGGGGGAGAGAAGGAGAAGAAUAAGUAGGUGGAGGAGGAUGAGAGAAAAAGAAGGCGAGAGGAGGAGAAGGAGAGAAGGAGAAGACCAGAGGAGGAGGAGCAGGAGGAGGAGGACCUGCCAGUGCUGUAUGUGGAUGACCAAAAAAAAAAAGAGACGAUGAUGAACAAGGUUGAGGAGGAAGAGGAGGAGGAAGAGGAGAGAAGAAGAAGAGGAGAGCAGGAGGAGGGAGGACCUGCCAGUACUGUAUGGGGAUGACGGAAGACAAAAAAAAGGACGAUGAAGGAGGAUGAGGAGAGAAGGAGAAGGCAAAAGUAGGUGGAGGAGGAGGAGGAGAGAAGAACAAGAACACGAGAGGAGGACGAGGAGGAGGAGAAGGACAAGGCGAAAGGAGGAAGAGGAGAGAAGAAGAAGAAGACGAGACAAGGAGGAGGAGAAGAGGAUGAAAAGGACCUGCGGGUUUCGUAUGGCGAUGACAAAAAAUAAAAUAAAAUAGAGGACGGGAGAGAGAGAGAGAGAGAGAGAGAGAGAGAGAGAGAGAGAGAGAGAGAGAGAGAGAGAGAGAGAGAGGAAUCCCAACCGUCAGUAGGUUAACCGCAGCAGGAUUUCACCGCAGCUCGCCUAUCCAGACACGUGCGCUUUUCAGCACACUGAUGUGGCCACGUGGCACUUCGCCGAAUAAACAAAUCCAAUGAAAUCGGGACGAGGAGAAGGGGAAGAAAGGAGGAGGAGGAGGAGAAGAAAGGAGGACGAGGAGAAGAAGGAAGGAGGCGGAGGAGAAAGGAGGAGAAGAAAGGAGGAGGAGGGGGAGCAGAAAGGAGGAGGAGGAGGGGGAGAAGAAAGGAGGAGGAGGCGGAGGCGGAGAGAAGAAGACAACAGGAGGAGGAGGAGGAGGAGGAGAGGAGAAGAAGAAUAGGAAAGGAGGAGGAGGAGGAGAGGAAGAGAAGAAGAGGAAGAACAGAGGUGGAGGAGGCUUCACGACCAUGGCUCACGGCCGCAGCGACGACAGGCGGGCAUCACGACCGCAGCGACAACGGGCUGGCUAGCGACGAUGGGCGGCUUCGCGACGGCAGCGACGACAGGCUUCGCAACAGGGAAUACCGCGCUAGAAUUCGAACGCGGCAUCGUAGCCCGCAAGAGGGGGAAAUGAAUUCUUGGCGGCUAAUCUCAGCCGAAAACCUCGCUUCCCCCACUCAAACUACUUGUACAUUAUCGUAGAUUCAGAAAGAGAAAUUUACCUGGUGUCGCCGGAGACUGGGGAGGCGACCAGUAGCCAAAAGAGACCUCCCCCACCCCCUGCGCGAAAUUGCACUGGCCUCGCCCGGCCCCAAACCGGGGGACCCAACCGGCCGGGCCGCCAGGGACCCCUGCCGGAACAUUCUGUCACAGGGCCUAUUCUUGUUCCCUCCCUUGCUAUCGAACAUCCACGCGACUGGUGCCUCCUCACUGCUCUGCAUGGUGAUUUUUCUCCCGACUGUCACGUCUUCAAUUUUCUGGCAGCUGCCCGGUACUGCCACCUUCCCCUGUGCAUGUCACGGCCUCAAGGCAUACAGGCUUUCUUUCCACUCUGUGACAGUCCAGUUUGUUAUAAUGAAGGUCUACAAACACU
Messenger RNA from Chara braunii, 3776 nucleotides. Lineage: Eukaryota; Viridiplantae; Streptophyta; Charophyceae; Charales; Characeae. The record is from the annotation of a GenBank genome assembly.